GCGAGUCAGAGCAUGUUGUUGGUAUAAUAGUGAGCUUCCAAGAAACUGUGCGCAGCUCAAACAUCUGUCUCACCCUGCUUUUAUAAGCAGUUCCUCAACACACACACACACGCACGCACACACACACACCUCUCCGUAGCUUUCAGAGGACCGGGCAUUCGUCUCCUCCAUUCUGAGCAAUGGCAGAUAAGGAACUUUCCAAAGUCCGCGGCAAAUUUGUGGAGAAGGUGUCAAAGCCGAUACUCAAGCAGCUCCUGGACGACCUUCUCGAGGAUCGUUUGUUGAACGAUGGCGAGGUGGAGUCUGUGCUUGAGGACAACACCAACAAAGCAGACAUGGCGCGCUGCCUCAUCGACAUUGUGAGGAAGAAGGGCACCAGAGGCAGCAAGAUGCUGAUCGACCACAUUAAAACCAGAGAUGAAGCGCUGCACGCCGAGCUGUUCCCUGAUUCACAGGAUCAACCGGAUGUAGCUUCUCCGACAAACAAAACCUGGUCAAACAGACUCAUCCCCGUGUCUGACUCUGAGAGGACGAAAAAAAUGAAUGAUCCAGAUAUUUACAAAGUGUCUGAUAAGUCUCUGAAAAGCCGUGUGGCCCUUUUGAUCACCAAUAGAAACUUUACUGACGACAACUUAACCAGAAAGGGAGCCGAGAAAGACGAGGAGAACAUGUUGAAUCUGCUCAGAUCCCUGCAGUACGAGGUGGUGAAGCACAACGACCUCACAGCAAAGGAGAUUGGCAAGGCUCUGCUUGAAUUCACAAGACACCCCAAACUGAAAGAAACCGACAGCGUGUUCGUGGUGAUCAUGUCUCACGGAAAACGGGGAUUUGUACUCGGAGUCGAUCACAAGAUAGACAAACCAGACGAAUUCCCCAUUGACACAAUCUACAAAUACCUCGGCCCAAACAAAUGCUCCGAACUGAUGGACAAACCCAAGGUCAUCAUCAUCCAGGCCUGCAGAGGAGAUUCGGGAGGACAUACCAUCGUCAGCGACAGCGUGAUGUCCGACGAGGCGUCGCACCGACCAGCCUCUCCUACAGGCGGCCUUGUUGCAGACUCCAUUCGCUACGUUCACAAGGAGAAGGACUUCAUCUCCCUCCUGUCAAGCACGCCUGAUACCGUCUCAUACAGAAGAGAGGAUUCGGGCUCCUUCCUGAUUCAGUACAUUGUUGAAGUCUUCAACACCUGCUCCCAUGAGGACGACAUCGACGAACUUUUCAGAAAAGUCAUGCAGCGCUUCGAAGACUUUCCUGAUGAAAAAAUGAGACAAAUGCCAACAAAAGACAGAUGCACUCUAACCAGGCGCUUCUACCUUUUCCCUGGCUACUGAGACAACAGUGUUUGAUAAAUCCAUCUGUUGUUACUUACUUACUUUUCUUUUUUUAAUGUUUUGUCUGUGAAUGUAAUAGUGGUGCCGUAAGGCUGAUAUCUACCUAGUAGUUUGUACUUAAACUGGAAAUUAGCCCCAUUUUUAUUUUACAGAGGAAAUUAUGAGCUUGACUUCACUGUCCUGGAUAUAU
Molecule: messenger RNA, 1521 nt
Organism: Xiphophorus maculatus (southern platyfish)
Lineage: Eukaryota; Metazoa; Chordata; Actinopteri; Cyprinodontiformes; Poeciliidae
Product: caspase-1-like
Exons: 8
Coding region: 180-1331 (383 amino acids)
Biological process (GO): regulation of apoptotic process; proteolysis
Molecular function (GO): cysteine-type endopeptidase activity
Source: RefSeq, a predicted model, not a curated record